GUUUUCAGGUGUCCCAGAAGAAUGAACAACCCACAGAAAGAUCAGUCAUUGCAACGCUACCUAAGCACCUUCCAUAUCUAUAAUGUGUUUGAGAAUACAUCAAUCGGCUGAAUCGAACGCACACUUGAUGUUCAGGAACACAGCUAUCGUGGGUCUGCGGUAUGCGUGGCACUGCUCUAGCACCUGACGCCGAGUGAAUAUAUGGUCUAUAAAGCCACGUCUUAGGAGGUAUACCACUUGCUCUACAAAGGGAGCUGUCUCCCUGGUGCCGCCUUAUCUUUACACUAUAGCCAGAUGUUUGUGACUAUGUAUUUUUGGCAUGGUGUAGACGUCUUGACUCCGAAUGUUUGCUUAGAGCAGCAAGGUAUUCCGGCGUUGCUUAGUGGGCUGUGUGUGAUGGUACCAGAACCACCAGAACCAUGGAUUGCGGAAAAACUGCGCAGUUUGUAUGAUAUUGGAUUUAUGGACCUAAACUGGGACACGUUUAUUGAUCCAAGCAUGCGUCCUGUUCAUCCACUUGUCAAUCAAGAAGUAUUUCAAGCGUUAUUCUGCUUCGGUAAAUUUGGACAUGCAGAAGCUGUUGAUGCGCAGGAUCAACCAACUGCUGAGAUGCUAGCCAUUGCCUAUCAGACAUACAAACAGAACGCGCUGAAAAAAUAUUUCAAAGCAUGGCAACUAUUUUUGAUCAUUGCUGAAACCCGAAGAGCCUACAAACACAACCUGAAUUUAGUUGCUUGUGACCACUGGCGUCUUCAAAAACAAUUGACUAUCUUCCUCAGAUGGAGGGAUUGGACUAGGUGGGCUGUUAAUAGAAAAGAACUCGCGAGUACACUUCUACGCAAUGUGCUUAACCAACUAACUGCAAAAAUGGCCUUAUACUUUUGGAAGCUUGUCGCCAUGAGAGCCCGUCAGAUUCGUGAGCUCAAUUCGGGACUUAUAGGAGACAAUGUACACCCGAAGGACGACGCAACCAUGGAUGAAGAUGUAUCGGAUUAUGAAUUUGGCAAAACAGAAGCGUUCCAUGUUACUGAAAAGCAUAAGGACCCGAUAAAAUCUCUACCAAAUUUCAUUCAGCGAAAAAUCUGUGCGUAUUUCACCGGUAACUUGGACGCUCCCGUCGCAUGCUCUCCGUCAUUCCCUGGAACCGAAGCAAACUACUUGCGAGCUCAGAUUGCUCGGAUUAGCGCAUCUACUCAAAUAUCUCCAGAGGGAUUUUUCACCUCUGAACAUGGAGAAGAGGAAGAAGAACCAGAGCCAGAGCAAUUGGAAGAUGAGGAGGGCGGUGGGCAAAUCACAAUUAAUGAGGAUUACGAACCACUUCCCAUGACGCAGCUUGCCAGUCCCAAGGUCGAACACUGGGUACAUCAUGUGCCUUAUAUUUUACCUCAAGGAAGGGUGACGUGGUGGAAUCCAAGCUCUUCCGAUUUUGACGAAACUGAACAGAUACCGGAGGAGGAGGAAGAAGAGGAAGAGGAGGGCGCAGGAAAAGCCCAUCCAUCUUUACCCGAAAGUGGACUACCCAUUCUCAGCCGGGUGUCAUUGGAUGCGCCAAUUUUUGGCCAACCGGCUUGGUCCGUUAAAAUGAGUCCAAUAUUCGUUCCAGAGAAUGCAGUGGUUCUGGUCUCGUCCAAUCUUUGGCCUGGAUCACAUGCCGUCGCUUGGGAAAGGAAGUUUGAAAACAUCUAUAUCGGCUGGGGAUCAAAAACAACAGGAACGGCUUUUCAACCUUAUCUACCUCCAGAUGUGAUGUCAGAAUAUCAGGAUACCCCAGAGGUAAUAGAAAUAAUAGAUCCAACGCCAGAAGAUGAAGCUGCACUUCGGAAGGUCCAGAAUGCCGAAGAAGAAAGAGGUGGCACAGAUGAAGAAGGUGUUCAAUCUGAAGGCGAAUCUGACGCGACGCGUGAGGAGGCUUGA
Messenger RNA from Dicrocoelium dendriticum, 1914 nucleotides. The record is from the annotation of a GenBank genome assembly. NCBI's taxonomy places the organism in Eukaryota, Metazoa, Platyhelminthes, Trematoda, Plagiorchiida, Dicrocoeliidae.